AUGGCAACUUCACUUCUAGGGGAAGAACCGAGGUUAGGAUCGACCCCCCUAGCCAUGCUGGCCGCCACCUGCAAUAAGAUCGGCGGCCCCAGCCCGUCGCCCUCCUCCCUGUCGGACACCUCCUCCUCCUUCGGAAAAGGCUUCCACCCCUGGAAGCGCUCGUCGUCGUCGUCGUCGUCGUCGUCGUCGAGCGGCUGCGCGGCGGGGCCGUCGGGCUUCGGCGGGGCGGGGGCGGCCCGGACCGGGGGCUCGGGGGGCUCCUCCUCCUCCUCCUCCUCGUCGUCGGCGGCCGCUGCAGCGGCUGCGGCCGCAGCUGCAGCGGCUGCAGCCUUGGUGUCGGACUCGUUCGGCUGCGGGGCCGCCCCGGGCUCCAGCGCCUUCUCCCUCACGUCCAGCAGCGCCGCGGCCGCCGCGGCCGCAGCAGCAGCAGCCGCCGCCGCAGGCCUGCCCUUCGCCAACGACUACUCCGUCUUCCAGACCCCGGGAGGGGGAGGAGGGGGCGGAGGGGGAGGAGGAGGAGGAGGAGGCGGCUCGUCGCACCCCCAGGACGGCUCCCACCAGCCCGUGUUCCUGUCCAAGGUGGACGGGCUGCAGGGCAUCUACCCGCGCGUGGGCAUGGCGCACCCGUACGAGUCGUGGUUCAAGCCGUCGCCCCACCCGUCGGGGCUGGGCGCCGCGGCCGAGGUGGGCCCGACGGGCGGGUCCGGCUGGUGGGACGUGGGCGGCGGCUGGCUGGACGUGCAGAGCCCCGGCGGCGGGGCGGCGGCGGCGGCGGCCCUGCCCGGCUCCCUGCCCGGCUCGCUGCCCGGCUCACUGCCCGGCUCCCUGCACCCGGCCGCCGCCGGGGCGGGCCUGCAGGCCUCGCUGCACUCGCCCCUGGGCGGCUACAGCUCGGACUACUCGGGGCUGGGCCACUCGGCCUUCGGCGGGGCCGCCUCCCCGCACCUGCUGAGCCCCGCCGGGCAGCACCUGAUGGACGGAUUCAAGCCGGUCCUGCCGGGCUCCUACCCGGACCCGGCCCCGUCGCCGCUGGCCGGGGGCGGGGGCUCCAUGCUGGGCGGCGGGGGGCCCCCGGGGGGCCCGGGCCCGGCCGGGGCGCCCCUCGGGGGGUCCCCCCGCUCCUCCUCCUCCUCCGCCGCCGCCCGCCGCUACUCGGGCCGGGCCACCUGCGACUGCCCCAACUGCCAGGAGGCCGAGCGGCUGGGCCCCGCCGGGGCCAGCCUGCGCCGCAAGGGCCUGCACAGCUGCCACAUCCCCGGCUGCGGCAAGGUCUACGGCAAGACUUCGCACCUGAAGGCCCACCUGCGCUGGCACACGGGCGAGCGCCCCUUCGUCUGCAACUGGCUCUUCUGCGGCAAGCGCUUCACCCGCUCGGACGAGCUGCAGCGGCACCUGCGGACCCACACGGGCGAGAAGCGCUUCGCCUGCCCCGUCUGCAACAAGCGCUUCAUGCGCAGCGACCACCUCAGCAAGCACGUCAAGACCCACAGCGGGGGCGGCGGCGGGGCCGGCGGGGGCGGCUCCUCCGCCGGCUCGGGCAGCGGGGGCAAGAAGGGCAGCGACACCGACAGCGACCGCAGCGCCGCGGCCAGCCCGGCCUGCCACUCCCCGGACCCCGGACACAGGAACGGCCUGGACUAG
Messenger RNA from Tachyglossus aculeatus (Australian echidna), 1641 nucleotides. It is a transcript of the gene SP8, whose product is annotated as Sp8 transcription factor. Gene Ontology annotation, biological process: regulation of transcription by RNA polymerase II. NCBI's taxonomy places the organism in Eukaryota, Metazoa, Chordata, Mammalia, Monotremata, Tachyglossidae. The coding region runs from base 1 to 1641 and encodes 546 amino acids. Gene Ontology annotation, molecular function: RNA polymerase II cis-regulatory region sequence-specific DNA binding; DNA-binding transcription factor activity, RNA polymerase II-specific. The record is from RefSeq and is a predicted model, not a curated record. The transcript is spliced from 2 exons.